AUGGCCGGGGACGAAGGGGGGAGCUCGGGUUCGUCUCCUGCUGCGGAGCCCAGUCCCGACGCCGGGGCGGGGGCCGCUGGAGGAGAGAGCGGCGGCGGCGGCUACGAUGGCAAGUGCAUCUUCUGCAGGAUCACCCACGGGGAGGAGCCGGGCACCGCACUGCUGCCUUGCGAGCAUGAAGACUUGGUGUGCUUCAGAGACAUCAGACCUGGAGCUCCACAUCAUUACCUAGUGGUGCCAAAAAUACACAUGGGAAACUGUAAGACUUUGAAGAGUGAGCAUAUCCCAUUAGUGGAAAGAAUGAUGGCAGUUGGAAAGAGUAUCCUGCAGCGAAAUAAGUUUACUGACUUGAAUGAUAUAAGGAUGGGUUUUCAUUGGCCUCCAUUCUGCUCAAUAGCCCACUUGCAUCUUCAUGUCCUAGCUCCAGCUAGUCAGUUGGGAUUCUUGUCCCGAAUGGUAUACAGAGUCAAUUCCUACUGGUUUAUCACGGCUGAGCAACUGAUGGAACGACUGAAAGCUGAAAGUGCUACAAGCUGAAAAGCCUUGCCUAUAGAUGACACUUUGGAUUGUGACCAUUGAACAUAAUUGAAGAAGAGUAUUGAAAAUGCUGCUAUACAAUGGUUGAACUAAUGGUUAGUGAACAUUGUACCCUAAAAUUCUCAGGCAGAUACCUGAAAUAAGAAACUCCCCAAGCACUCUUUAGAGCAUUUAUGUCUACAAAUCAGAAAAUUAAGUGGUCAGUGUCUUCAAAAAGGUAAUUAUGAAUCCUGCAUAAGAAAGCAAUUUAAUAUGUGC
Molecule: messenger RNA, 795 nt
Organism: Euleptes europaea (tarantolino)
Lineage: Eukaryota; Metazoa; Chordata; Lepidosauria; Squamata; Sphaerodactylidae
Gene: HINT3
Product: histidine triad nucleotide binding protein 3
Exons: 5
Coding region: 1-537 (178 amino acids)
Molecular function (GO): catalytic activity
Source: RefSeq, a predicted model, not a curated record